AAACACGGCAACAGCAUCAAGUUCAGGUUCGCUCUCAGGCAGGCUUUCAGCUAACUCCAUCUGCCAUGUCGCUGGUGCGGAGCGGCGGCGGCGUGUUCGACCCGCUGUCGCUGGACUUCUGGGCGUCGGCGGACCCGCUGGGCGUCGUCCGCCCGCUGGCGGAGCAGUGCCCCGUGCUCACCAACGUGUGCGUGGACUGGAAGGAGACCCCCGCCGCGCACGUGCUCAGGGCCAACCUGCCGGGCGUCGGCAAGGACGCCGCCCGGGUAGAGGUGGAGGACGGCGGCGUGCUCGUCAUCAGCGGCGAGCGCGCCAGGGAGGAGCCCCGCGAGGGCGAGGCGUGGCGCCUCGUCGAGCGCAGCAGCGGCAGGUUCCAGCGCCGCUUCCGCCUCCCGCGCGGGGCAAGGCUGGACCAGGUGAGCGCGGCCAUGGAGGACGGCGUGCUCACCGUCACCGUGCCCAAGGAGAAGGCCAAGAAGCCGCAGGUCAAGACUGUCGAGAUCUCGGGCUGAUCCAUGGGUUUUCGUUGGACGGCCAUGAACAAUGAUCGAGUGAGAUGCGAGCGUCUUCUGAUGUUCAUCAACUGCAAGUCUGAAAGUACUACGUCCUGUGUUGUGUC
Panicum virgatum (switchgrass) is the source of this 619-nucleotide messenger RNA. Its product is annotated as 16.6 kDa heat shock protein-like. The record is from RefSeq and is a predicted model, not a curated record. The coding region runs from base 66 to 512 and encodes 148 amino acids. Gene Ontology annotation, biological process: response to hydrogen peroxide; response to salt stress; response to heat. NCBI's taxonomy places the organism in Eukaryota, Viridiplantae, Streptophyta, Magnoliopsida, Poales, Poaceae. The transcript has a single exon.